ACGGACAUUAGAUCCAAAAUGGCGCAGAGUCGUAGCGGAACGACAGAGGAAGCUGAUGUCGGCUAACGACAGAAACGGAACCGUUAAACAUCCAGAACCGCGUAACGAGCGCAGAGAGCGUACCGGAGACCUUGCUGAGGACCUGAGCCACCCCCUGAUCGCACGUGGAUGGUGGUGAUGGCGGAGCGGCAGGUGGAGUGGAAGACCCACAUCUCAGAGCAGCUGAAGCUUAGGGACCGGGUCCAGAGACACACCUUUGAGGAGAUCAUCCAGCAGUAUCACCGUCUGCUGGAGAAGUCGGACCUGCAGGCCGUCUUGUCAGAGAGGUACCAGACGGACAAAUAUGAGGUUCAGAGGGGACACGAGUCCAGCCUGGGGGACCCUGGACGCAGCGACAUCCUACAGCAGGAAAUGGCCCAGAUGAGGAUUCACCAUCAGGAAGAGCUGACGGAGCUGCACAAGAAACGAGGAGAGCUGGCUCAGAGCGUGAUCGAACUUAACAACCAGAUCCAGCUAAAGGACAAGGAGAUCCAGAUGAAUGAGGCCAGAAUGUUGGAGUUCCAGCAGCAGAUUUUCAAUCUGGAAGGAGACUGUCGAGAUCUGAGGAGCAGUCUGCAGGACCUGGAGCGGGCCAAUCAGACGCUGAAGGACGAGUAUGACGCCCUGCAGAUCACCUUUUCUGCUCUGGAGGAGAAGCUGAGGAAGACCACAGAAGACAACCAGGAACUGGUGUCCCGCUGGAUGGCAGAAAAGGCUCAGGAGGCCAACCGGCUUAAUGCGGAGAACGAGAAGGACAGCAAGCGUCGGCAGGCAAAACUACAGAAGGAACUGGCGGACGCCGCCAAGGAACCUCUCCCCAUCGAACCAGAUGACGAUAUUGAGGUUCUGACAGAGGAUGGAGGAAAGGGGGGAGGAGGAGAGACCUCCCCCAGUCGGCCACUCAGCAGAACCUCCAGUAAGAAGACUUCCCAACAGCCCCCGGGGGGUCUGCUUGACUCCAUCUCCAACAUAUUUGGCAGGCGUCGAACUGCCAACUCUUUCAGUGCGUCACCAGAGAGCUCUGAACCGCCGUCAGGAUUGUGUGCAGAGGUUCGAGUCCCAUCUACAGCUCUGCAUGCCUUCGAAGCCCAUGAUGGUGAGGUAAAUGCCGUGAAGUUCAGCCCUGGCUCCCGUCUCCUAGCAACAGGAGGGAUGGACCGCAGGGUGAAGCUCUGGGAGGUCGUCGCUGGUCGCUGUGAGUCCAAAGGUGCUCUGACCGGUAGCAACGCUGGAAUCACCAGCAUCGAGUUCGACAGCGCUGGAACGUACCUGCUGGCUGCCUCCAAUGACUUUGCCAGUCGAAUCUGGACGGUGGACGACUACAGACUGAGGCACACGCUGACGGGUCAUAGCGGGAAGGUUCUGUCCGCCCGCUUCUUGCUGGACAACGCUCGGAUCGUGUCGGGAAGCUAUGACCGGACGCUGAAACUCUGGGACCUGCGCAGCAAAGUCUGUAUGAAGACGGUGUUCGCCGGAUCCAGCUGUAACGACAUUGUGUGCACGGAGCAGUGUGUCAUGAGUGGACACUUUGAUAAGAAGGUCCGGUUCUGGGACAUCAGAGCGGAGAGCAUCGUCCGGGAGCUGGAGCUGAUGGGCAGAGUCACGUCUCUGGACCUGAACCAUGACCGGACCGAGCUGCUCACCUGCUCCAGAGACGACCUGCUGAAGAUAAUCGACCUGCGAACUAACUCCGUCAGACAGACCUUCAGCACUCAGGGCUUCAAAUGUGGAGCUGAUUGGACCAGAGUCACCUUCAGUCCUGAUGGCAGCUAUGUAGCUGGAGGAUCAGCUGAUGGAGCACUCUACAUCUGGAACGUGCUGACAGGAAAAGUGGACCGGACUCUGGACAAAAACCACAAUUCUGCCAUCAACUCGGUGUCCUGGUCUCCGUCGGGAACCUAUGUCAUCAGUGUGGAGAAGGGAAGCCGGGCCAUCCUAUGGUCUGAUCUCUGAUUGGCUGGACACUCAGAGCAGGACUUCAGUGGGUGGGGUCAUUGUCCCAGCAACCAAAGGACUCUUAAUUAUGGUGGACUGGACUUCAAUAUGGACUUUGUGGUGGACUGGUCUUCCAGGUGGACUAGUCAGGGUGGACUGGUCCUGGUGUUUUAUGUGUUUUUGGCCUCAGAUCUUUUAAAUGUUGUGUUGUUUUAAAAUGACAGCAGAAGGGGCUCUGUCAACAAGCUGAAGGACAAUAAAGUUUUAUUGAAUGAGACAACUCUGUGUUUUGAAAGCAGGACCAGAAGGAGAACAAGAAUUGUUCAGCUGCUCUGGAUGGAUUCAUAUCUGGUGUUUCUGGGCCGCUGCUGUUUAGUGUACAGAGCAUUUCCGUUCCCAUCGUUUCCGCCGCCAUGUUGGGAGGCAGAAAGCUAGCUGGGACCAGCUCUGCUAUGGUGACUAUUAACUGUUCCUCAGCAGGGACGGCGCUAGCGGACUGAACACUUUCCAAACCAAUUCAGCUCUGAUGAGGUCAGACGGAUAUUUGAAG
Molecule: messenger RNA, 2524 nt
Organism: Melanotaenia boesemani (Boeseman's rainbowfish)
Lineage: Eukaryota; Metazoa; Chordata; Actinopteri; Atheriniformes; Melanotaeniidae
Gene: atg16l1
Product: ATG16 autophagy related 16-like 1 (S. cerevisiae)
Exons: 20
Coding region: 169-1992 (607 amino acids)
Biological process (GO): negative stranded viral RNA replication; autophagosome assembly
Cellular component (GO): autophagosome membrane
Molecular function (GO): protein binding
Source: RefSeq, a predicted model, not a curated record